Messenger RNA from Vicia villosa (hairy vetch), 759 nucleotides. RefSeq lists its product as uncharacterized. The transcript has a single exon. The record is from RefSeq and is a predicted model, not a curated record. Bases 1 to 759 code for a protein of 252 amino acids. Lineage: Eukaryota; Viridiplantae; Streptophyta; Magnoliopsida; Fabales; Fabaceae.
AUGAUUCAAAUUCCUAUAACGCACAAAAUAAACCAUCUCUUCAAUAUUCUUCAACCUCAAACCUCUUCCCUAGUUCUCAAUAUCGGCCAACUAUGCUUUCUUUUUCUCGCUCUACUCGCCACCUUUCACUCCAUUUUCAUCCUCAAAUUCCGCAAAAAAACUCCUUCUAUCUCUCCUCUCAUAGCCGAGUAUGAUGAUUACACCGAUGACGAAGAUGAAACAUGUUCGAUAUCGUCCGCAUCAUCGGAGUCUGAAGACGACGAAGAAGAGAUAGAAGAAGAAAAUAGAACCGGCGAGUAUUUCCGAUUUAGAGGUGAUGACGGUGACGGUGGAUUUCUAAGUAGUUGUCGUAGCAUCGGUGAUAUGUUCUCGCUUUCGGAGAUUACGAAUAGUAAAAGCGUUGUGAAACUUUGGGAUACCAUAGGGUUAGGGUUAGGAUUUGGGUUAGAAGAUUCUGAUUGUAAUUACGACGGAAGUAUCGUUGCGGUUUACGGCACUGACGAGAAGUUGAGAGCGUCGUCGGAGGUUUGGGACACGAGGGUCCGGCGUAGGAUACCGGCGGUGAUCGGGGAAUGGGCGCCUGGUAUCGGAAAGACAGUUGGAAUUGUUUCCGGUGGUGGGCAGAAGAUUUACGUGAGAGAUGACGGACGUUGUAAGUUGACGGUUGGUGAUACGAGGAAUGUGAUCUCGCCGUUAGGAUAUGUAACGGAAUCACAACUGGAUUUGUGGUGGCCGAAUUCCUACAUGCUUAAAAUUUGA